Molecule: messenger RNA, 1282 nt
Organism: Rhododendron vialii
Lineage: Eukaryota; Viridiplantae; Streptophyta; Magnoliopsida; Ericales; Ericaceae
Product: abscisic acid receptor PYL3-like
Exons: 3
Coding region: 284-844 (186 amino acids)
Biological process (GO): abscisic acid-activated signaling pathway
Cellular component (GO): cytoplasm; nucleus
Molecular function (GO): signaling receptor activity; abscisic acid binding; protein phosphatase inhibitor activity
Source: RefSeq, a predicted model, not a curated record
UACAGACAAUAAGACAGUAUAAUUAUUUACUCCAAUAAAUGUGCAGAUGAAGGGGCAAUAUUAUAUUCCAGGCGAUGCGAUGAUAGAGAGAGUUGAGGCUGUUUCUGGUAAACUAUAGCUACUUUUGGUAAUGGCGGUGGGUUUCGGAGGUUACAGCUGAGUCAACUCUCGGGUCGGAGGAACGAGUUCGCCGUAAAGUUCUUCGCUGAUCGGAGGAUUAAUCCCGGUGAGGCGUUGAGGUGUGGAUGUUCGAUUUCUGGCUCUGGUACAAGUAGAGGGAGAGAUGAACGGGAAUGGAUUUAGCAGUGCAGAGACGGAGUAUAUAAGGAAGCACCACAACAAGCAACAGCCUGGAGAGAAUCAAUGCGGCUCGGCGCUCGUCAAGCACAUCAAGGCCCCUGUCCAUCUCGUAUGGUCUGUGGCGAGAAGAUUUGAUCAACCACAAAAGUACAAGCCGUUUAUCAGCAGGUGUGUUGUGCAGGGAAACCUUGAGAUUGGAAGUCUUCGAGAAGUCGAUGUUAAAUCGGGCCUUCCUGCCACAACCAGUACUGAACGAUUGGAACUUCUUGAUGAUGAGGACCAUAUCCUUAGCAUCAGGAUUGUUGGGGGUGAUCAUAGACUCAGGAACUAUGCUUCAACCCUUUCUGUCCAUCCAGAAGUCAUCGAUGGAAGACCAGGGACUCUGGUGAUAGAAUCCUUUGUCGUAGAUGUGCCAGAGGGAAACACAAAGGACGAGACCUGCUAUUUUGUUGAAGCCUUGAUCAAGUGUAAUCUGAAGUCACUUGCUGAUGUGUCGGAGCGGUUGGCAGUGCAGGACAGAACUGAGCCCAUUGAUCGCAUGUAGAUGUGGGGUCUGAGGAUAUGUAGCAAAGGUUGUAAUUACCCAUGGAUGAAGCUUCUCUUUGGCUUUCGAUUCCCAGAGGCUAUGGAGGUGGACGGGUAUUGGCUAUUUUCCACAUUCUGGAUACACAUGUGCUAUUUUCUCUCUGUUUGCCACCGUCAGUGCCUUGGUUUUAAAAUUAUGCUGGCCUUCCUGUUGUUAGGUUAAGAACCACAGCUUUGUCAAUGAAAGGUGAAACAUAAAGACUAGGUUCACUUUCUAUCUGAUCUUUCGGGUUUUGCCCGGUUGUAUGCCACGGUUGAUAUGUGUACAUUUAUUCACGUUACAAGAUUUGGUAUUUGUAGACCUUUUUUCAAAACCAUGUAGUUACAGUUGAUGUAUGUUGGAAAAGGUGAACUAUAUACACAUGCGAUGUAGAGAAGAUAGCCUUGUAUUUAGUCU